Molecule: messenger RNA, 1846 nt
Organism: Nannospalax galili (Upper Galilee mountains blind mole rat)
Lineage: Eukaryota; Metazoa; Chordata; Mammalia; Rodentia; Spalacidae
Gene: Ppcdc
Product: phosphopantothenoylcysteine decarboxylase
Exons: 6
Coding region: 136-750 (204 amino acids)
Biological process (GO): coenzyme A biosynthetic process
Cellular component (GO): phosphopantothenoylcysteine decarboxylase complex
Molecular function (GO): phosphopantothenoylcysteine decarboxylase activity; FMN binding
Source: RefSeq, a predicted model, not a curated record
GCGUUCCUUUGCCUAUCAGAGAGGAGGGAGCGGAGAUACCGCGAUACUUGGGGGCAGCCUGGCGCUGAUUCUAAAUCUUGGCAGAGCUUUUUGGAAUCCAGCUUUUGUAGGCUCCCAGAAGCCACCAGACCCCACAUGGAACCAAGUGUGCUCUGUCCAGCUACCGUACCCUCAGUGGAGAGAAAGUUCCACGUUCUUGUGGGUGUCACUGGAAGUGUUGCUGCCCUGAAGUUGCCUCUUCUGGUAUCAAAGCUUUUGGAGAUUCCUGGGCUGGAAGUCGCAGUGGUAACAACAGAGAGAGCCAAACAUUUCUAUAGCCCUGAGGAUGUUCCUGUCACCCUCUACAGUGAUGCCGAUGAAUGGGAGAUGUGGAAGCACCGUUCUGACCCAGUUCUUCACAUUGACCUGCGGAGGUGGGCAGACCUCAUGCUAGUGGCUCCCCUAGAUGCCAACACUCUGGGGAAAGUGGCCAGUGGCAUCUGUGACAACUUGCUUACUUGUGUCAUCCGGGCCUGGGACCGAAGCAAGCCUCUGCUCUUCUGCCCUGCCAUGAAUACUGCCAUGUGGGAGCACCCCCUCACUGCACAGCAGGUGGGCCAGCUCAAGUCCUUUGGCUACAUGGAGAUUCCUUGUGUGUCCAAGAAGUUGGUGUGUGGAGACCAAGGUCCAGGAGCCAUGGCCGAGGUGGAGACCAUUGUGGAUAAAGUGAGAGAAAUGUUCUUCCAGCAUGCCAGCGUCCAGCAGAGUUGAACUGGGAUUUAUGUUGUGGUGUCCUCUGUACCCACCAUGUAUUCAGCCUCAGCUGGUGAAGGACAUCAGCUAAAUAUGAAGGUCCUGGGUUUGCUGAGGAGGGUCUGGCCUGGGCCUGCUCUGAACUUCCCCAGAGUCUGACCUGCUCCAUGUUAAAGUGGACCACAGACCCAGGUUCCACCUGCUUUCUGGACCCCUCCCCAUUUCUUACUAGGAUAGGCCUAGUAAGCUAGGCGAACAUGCUACCAUGCUGUCUCCAUGCUCCUGGGAGGAUGACUGAGUGACUGAGAGACUUCCUGCCAGAAACUGUUUUUAAAAGCACCAUGGCUGAAGCUGGGCAUAGGGUCCCAGGCCUGUGAAUGUGACGACAGCCUGCUUCAAAACAAGAAAUAUGGAGGCUCAAGAUCUUUGGCAUGACAGGUUCCUGGCCAGGCCUUAGGAGCUUCCAUUCUUUGGUGCCCAGGUGCCAUGCAGAGUUGGAAGUCUGUGAGGUGGCAGGGCUUUCCAAUUUCCCAUAGACUGUACCUUGAGGUUGGGGUUGCUGGGAAUUAAGAGAAGUAGACUUUUAGGAGACUCUGUCCUUCUUUUACAUCCUGUUUGUGGUCUCAGCUAUCAGAGACAUUGGCAGUUAAUGAAGCUUGGGAAGGUUCUGGCAACUGACCAGCACACUCACAUCUCCAUACAACAUGGAUGAUUAAGCUCUGAACCCAGACAGCCCCGAGUUCAAAUCUCAGCCCUGCCACUUGUCAGCUGAGAACAUUGGCUUGGAGGACUUUGUCUUUCUUUCUGAUCCUUACUUUUCCCAUCUGUUUGAUCAUCCUUCCCUCAUGGAGUUGUUGAGAGGAUUAAGUGAGAUAAUAUGUGAAAAAUGCAUUUGUCUCCUGUACCCAGUAAAAAUACAUUCCAGGGCUCCCAGCAGAUGGUUAAAACUACAGAGAGUAUAGAACCUUCUAUAUACUAUGUGUUUUUCCAUAAAUACAUGCCUAUAUCAAGUUUUAAUUGAUAAUUAGGUACAGUAAGAGAUUGACAACGGUUUUCAUUUUAUUCUGUAAUAAACUAUUUUCCACACUAAUAAAAUGGAACAAUUAAAGAUGUA